AUGAAAGCCACAAAAAGAAUACAGAAGAAGCAGUGGAGAGCUAAAACUACUACAAGCAUCAAGUCUCUUCCACAUGAUCUCAUCGUAGAGAUCGUUGCUCAGCUAGUUUCAUUGUCUUCAACACCAGUAUCCGAUCUCGAAAACCUACAGAUGACGUGCAAGAUGUUUAGAACGGCAUCAAAAGCAAAGUUGGUUGGACAACAUAUUUCUUUGGAGAAAGAAUGGAGCAUGCAUUGGUGGAACAAGGAGCGUUACUUCGCUAUUCUCAAUAGUUGCGCCGCAGCCGGAAAUCUUAAAGCUUGUUUUAUACUUGGACUGGAGAAUGUCUUCAAUCUGGAAAGCCUGAACUUAGGGUUACGCUAUCUCGAGAAGGCGAUGGUCGGUGGCCACGAUGCCGCAACGUACACAAUGGGCAUCCUACUCUUUGGCGAUCACCGGACUCGGCAGAUUGGCAUGGAAUACCUGAACAAAAUUGGAGUUGUUUCUGGUGGAACUGAGGAUUCUGAGAGGAUGAAGUUUCAGAACCCCUACUUCGAGCAGUGCCGGAGGCAGGUCAUAGAAUCUGUACGGAGGAUUACCAUGAAGAGAUGGUCACCACGGCAGAUUGAACGGUGCACAAGUCCAACGUGUGGUCGGGUGGAGGGAUGGGAAGAACGUCAAAGCUUUUGCAGUGAGCUUUGCAAAUGGACUUCCGAGUAUUUUCAAUUCUAUACACAAGUCUGA
Phoenix dactylifera (date palm) is the source of this 723-nucleotide messenger RNA. Lineage: Eukaryota; Viridiplantae; Streptophyta; Magnoliopsida; Arecales; Arecaceae. The record is from RefSeq and is a predicted model, not a curated record.